Molecule: messenger RNA, 2522 nt
Organism: Xylaria bambusicola
Lineage: Eukaryota; Fungi; Ascomycota; Sordariomycetes; Xylariales; Xylariaceae
Product: alcohol oxidase-like protein
Exons: 5
Coding region: 260-2056 (598 amino acids)
Molecular function (GO): oxidoreductase activity, acting on CH-OH group of donors; flavin adenine dinucleotide binding
Source: RefSeq, a predicted model, not a curated record
CUACUUUUUCUCCUUGUAAGGUGCGAACAUAUUUUCUACCCCUAGCGUUAACGAGAGUAGACUGCUCAUUUCAAAUCAAAACCAGCGGAGCUAUCUCGCUCAACAAUUUAAAUGAAUUAAUUGCGUAUCCUGUUCUCUCCACAUACAAGACUCCAUCUCCGAGGCGUUUAGCUGCGAUAAGUAGCUGGGAACAGGCUCACAUUCCCCCGAAAUAAGCCCUAUAAGCAACGUGAGAUUUCCAGUAAAGUUGCUAUCCAAAAUGCCAAUUUACACUCAACUCCCGAAACAACUCGAUACGGUAGAUGUGGUCAUAGCAGGAGGUGGCACAGCGGGCUGCAUUGUCGCCUCAAGACUUGCUGAUGCGGAUCCCAACCUUUCCAUUCUGGUCAUUGAACAAGGCUCGGACAACAAUGGCGAUCCCUCUGUCACUUUCCCUGCCAUGUAUCCUAUCCAUUUAUCUCCUGAAAGUCCUAGAAUGCAAUUCUUGAAAGGGAAUAAGUCCAUCGCGCUGGCUAAUCGAGAGCUGAUUGUUCCUGCUGCGAAGAGCCUAGGUGGGGGUUCGUCUGUAAAUAUGCUGAUGUAUAGUCGGAUCCAGCAAGCUGAUGCAGAGUCUUGGCAGUCUCCUGGCUGGUCUCAAGAUGAGAUGUUGCGUCUGAUGAAAAAGCUUGAAACAUACCAUGGUCCUGGGCGUAAAGAGCAGCAUGGAUCUGAUGGCCCAAUUCAAGUAUCUUUGGGCACUUAUUCUUCCCCUCGGCUUUCAGAGGCUUUUGUGGCCGCCAGUGCGCGAAUGGGCUGGAAAGAACUUCAAGAUCUAGGAGAUUUGGAAACCAAUAAUGGCAUCCAACGUGCAUUACGCUAUAUUUCACCGGACGGUAAACGGCAAGACACCGCGCAUUGCUACCUUCACCCACGUCUCCAAGACGGCAAGCAUCCGAACUUGCACGUCUUGGUGGAAUCUAGGGUGGUGAAGAUAAUUUUCGAUGAGACGAAGAGAGCGACGGGUGUAGUCUACGCACCCAUGCAAUCGGCGGAGCUUCGUAGAAUCAAAGCAACAAAGAUGGUGGUUGUUUCUAGCGGAGCUUGUGGAACACCUCUUUUGCUAGAAAGAUCUGGUGUCGGCGACCCAAUCAUCCUCAAGCAUUCUGGCAUCGAACUUGUUGCCCAGGUUCCAGGGGUUGGCGCGACCUACGAUGAUCAUUAUGUCUGCUCGUACCCAUACCAUUCGAGUCUGGACAUCCGAGAGACUCUAGAUGGGUUCUUGAAUGGAAACUUUGACAUCCCUGAUAUGAUGCAAAGAAACGAUGAGAUAUUGGGUUGGAACGGCUUUGAGAUCACCGGGAAGCUUCGACCUAAUCCUUCUGACGUCGUCACCCUGGGUCCUGAUUUCGAAGUCGAGUGGAAUCGAACAUUCGCCAAUAUAUUCAACAAGCCAAUGAUCGGUCUAACCUUAGUCGCUGGUAACGCCGCCGACCCUUUUACAGCCCCAGUGGGGCAAUACUUCAGCAAUUCAGUCUUUAACCUGUACCCAUUAUCUACUGGCCACAUACACGUAACAGGUCCAAAUUUAGAUGACCCCUUGGACUUCGAUCCGGCAAUAUUUACAGAUAAAGCUGGUGUGGAUAUCAAGAAGUGUAUCUGGGCUUACAAGGCACAACGUGAGAUCUCUCGUCGCAUGAGCGUUUAUCGCGGCGAGGUAGCUACGCUACAUCCAGAGUUCGGAAAAGACUCAAAGGCAGCUUGUGUCAAACUGCAUGGCCCACCAGCGACGGACAUCGAGGACAUUGAGUACACUGCUGAAGAUGAUGCUGCGAUUGAAAGGUGGCUUCGAAACCACAUUUCCACGACAUGGCACUCCGCAGGAACAUGCAAAAUGCUACCGUUGGAUAAGAAUGGCGUAGUCGAUGCUAAUCUGAGCGUUCACAAUGUCACUGCCUUAAAGAUUGCGGAUGCAAGCAUCAUACCACACAAUGUUGGUGCUCAUACCAAUAAUAUUACCAUGGUCAUUGGCGAAAAGGCUGCAGAGAUACUGAUUGAGGAGUUGGGUCUCUCUCAAUAAAGCUGAUAGAGUUGGGGAUACUCAUACAAGUCAGUUUUGGCUGCCUCAAUCACUGAAUAGCUUGUGUUCAUAUUGUUCCUCUAUUAAUAAGGAGAUCUCCAAUGGUAGGCCUACAGGUUACAGUUCAGACUUUAGAUCACGUGAUUAGACCUCCAUUGAUCGUUCCUGAAGGUAGCACUGUGUUACACACUUACAAGCUGAACAUAUACAUAUAGUUCGUUUUACGCUUUGGCUGUACGAAAGGCCAAUGCGAGCUGUUCAUGAUCUUCAAAGACAUGUAGGCAAUAUUGGAAAAUGAAGUUAUAAAGACUUUGCUUCAUGAAACAACCCAAUGAGACCUAGGCGGUCUGGGCUGGCAGAACAGUUGUAUAUAGAGUCAAGUCAAGCCACUGAGGCCAAGAAGAAAUUGGUUGGUCAAGGACUCCUGAAGCCCUAGUUGAUCAUUGUAAUCUGAACAGCUUCAAUU